AUGUAUCCUCUUCACAGACGUUCCAUAGUUUUCAGACCAGACUAUCGCUACGCGAUUAUUCCGAAAGAUGUCCAAACACGUCCACAAGCUACUCACCCAAUCGAACUACACUUCUAUCGACUUGACGAAAAGAAGGAUCACGAUAAACGACUUGCACAUGUCCAUCCACCAACCCCGCCCCCAAACAAACUAAAAGCCCACAAAAUAACCGCCCAGGAAAACCUCGACGACUGUAGUGGAGGAUGGUCUCGAGGAGCAUCUCAGUGUAAAGGAUCCAGGGUUACUGGUGAAGCGGCUUGGGGUAGCACGGAGGCGGAGGAGGAUAGGUUGGUUAAGAGGGUGGAGAGAGUUUUUAAUAGGAAGUUGGGACUGGAAGAUGAGGAGUAUGAUGAUUGA
This is a messenger RNA of Sclerotinia sclerotiorum 1980 UF-70, 396 nucleotides long. RefSeq lists its product with no specific name. NCBI's taxonomy places the organism in Eukaryota, Fungi, Ascomycota, Leotiomycetes, Helotiales, Sclerotiniaceae. The record is from RefSeq and is a predicted model, not a curated record. The coding region runs from base 1 to 396 and encodes 131 amino acids. The transcript is spliced from 2 exons.